AACUUUUUUUUCGUCUUCGUCGAUUGCCUUUUCCACUUUUGUCUCUUUCCUUGGGCCAAUAGCAAAUUAUCAAGUUACCUUCUAUGCGAAGUUGUUUCCCCUUCUUCAUGAGACUUCUCACUUCAUUGCCUCACUUAAACAUUCUCUGCUUAUUCUGGAACAAACAAUUUUGUUAUUCUUCAAGGCCUUCUCUCUCUCGUUCUUUGUUUCUUUCCUUCUAUCGAUCUCUGUGCAUUUGCUAUGAUGACUCCUCGAGAUCACAUUGAGUUUCUUAGGAAAGAAUGGUUCUCAGUCGGAGGAGGAACCAAUUAUCUAGCUCCCAUGCUUUCCAAUGCUGUUGAAUAUCUUUCUGCUGAGCUCUACACAAAGGAUGUCCACUUUCUCAUGGAAGUCAUCCAGAAUGCAGAAGAUAACGAAUAUCCGGAAGAGGUGGAUCCUUCGCUUGAGUUUGUCAUAACAACUCGGGACAUAACAGCUACCGGUGCCCCUGCCACAUUGCUCAUUUUUAACAACGAGAAAGGUUUCCAUGGCAAAAAUAUCGAGGCUCUUUGCAACGUUGGAAAUUCCACUAAGAAAGGCAACAGGAAACGCGGUUAUAUUGGGGAGAAAGGAAUUGGGUUCAAGAGCGUGUUUCUAAUCAGUGCUCAACCUUACAUAUUCAGUAAUGGCUAUCAGAUACGCUUCAAUGAAAAGCCUCGUCCACCGUGCAAACUUGGAUUCAUAGUUCCUGAAUGGGUUGAGGAGAGUCCAUCCCUUGACGACAUCCAGCAAAUAUAUGGUCCCAGUUCCUCACUUCCUUCUACGGUUAUAAUACUGCCUCUGAAGCCUGACAAGAUGGAAGCUGUGAAGCAACAGCUUUCGAGCCUCCAUCCUGAGGUCCUGUUAUUCCUUUCAAAGAUAAAGCGCCUUUCUGUCAGGGAAGAUAAUGACGAUCCCAGACUUAAUACUAUUAGUUCAAUAGCUAUUACCAAGGAGACCAAUCUUGUGACGAGGAAGAAUAUUGAUGCUGAAUCCUUCACGCUCUAUCUGUCUGCAGAGGAAAAUGGUGACACCUCCAGAGGAGAAUGCAGCUACUAUAUUUGGAAACAGAAGUUUCCUGUCAGACCGGAGAACAAAGUUGAAAGGAGAAUGGAAGUCGAGGAGUGGGUGAUCACUUUGGCUUUUCCUAAUGGAGAUCGUCUGCAUAGAGGAAUGAGCUCACCUGGUGUUUAUGCAUUUCUUCCUACUGAGAUGGUCACAAACUUUCCUUUCAUAAUCCAAGCAGAUUUUAUUUUAGCAUCGUCACGGGAAACAAUACUUAUGGACAACGUGUGGAAUCAAGGAAUUCUUAAUUGUGUGUCCUCUGCCUUUGUUCAAGCAUUGAUCUCACUAGUUAGAACCAUAGAAGAAGCACCGGUAUCUAAUCUGCCUCGAAUGUUCGAGUUCCUCCCUGUCAGCAGCUCUCCCUAUCCAAAAUUGAAUGCUGUGAGGGACUCAAUCAAAGCAAAGCUGGUCGAAGAAAACAUUGUUCCAAGUGAAUCAUGUUUGGAGCAGAAGUUCUUCCAUAGACCAUGUGAAGUUGGUCGAAUAAUGCCUGAAUUCUGGAAUAUAUUGGACAAGGCAAGGGAUCAAGGAGUGAGCUUGCUUAAUCUUUCAUCCCAUGGUCUUUAUGCUCUUAAUUCUUCAUUUGACCAACCGAUGUAUGAUCAAAUACUGAAUUUCUUGGGAGUGGGAGCAAUGAACAAUGAAUGGUAUGCAAAGUGUAUUAAGGGCUCUAAUCUUGUUAUGGGUGUCUCAGAGGAAACUUACUCAGAGCUCCUCAUUUUUCUUGCUGAGAACUGGCAGUCUAAGUUUCGCAACACUGACAUGUUGAACAUUCCACUUAUAAAAUAUGUUGAUGUUGAUGGGAGUGUGCAUUUGUGCAGUCUGAAUGAAUCAGCAAGAAAUAAAUUUCAGUGCUGCUUGUCCGAAAAAAUUGAUUAUGCAUCAUGGUUGAUUGAUUGGAACAGAGAAUUCAGAAGCGUGGCAAAACGUUUUUUUGUGCCAAGGAGCACACAACAAGCUCUCAGAUCGUCUUCCAAAUUGCAGGCGGUGUGGCAUUGGCUCAUAAAUCAUGCUAAACUCACUGCUUGCAAUGUAUUUGAGUAUGCAACUGCACUCUGUAAUCAUGUUAGUGAUGAUCGAAAGCUUGUCGUUGCCUAUGUUCACUUUUUAUACAACUCCUCCUCCAAGAAUUAUCUCUCAGAAUCGGAGGUCAAGCGUUUAUGUGGUAGCAUGCCCCUCUUGAAUAACUAUGGGCGUGUGAUCACCACGUGGAGUGCCGUUCUUGUACCAGCCAGUGUAAGCAAAUGGGUACAAUUAUGCUGGGCAAAUCCUUGGGUAAAUGAUGGCUAUAUUGAGUUAUCAGAAGACUAUUCUUACUUUGGAUAUUAUGCUGGUCAAGGCACAUCGGGAAACCAACUCAUUGCUUUCCUGAAAGCUCAUCUUAGUGCUUGUGAUAUUCCUCAUAUAACUCCUCCCAAUGCUGGAAUUCGUACUGUGUCUGGACCACUUACUAAGGACAAUGCAUUCUUACUGUUGGAUUGGAUUCACAACCUAAAAUAUAGAGGAAUUCGUAUUCCAGAAAGGUUUCUAACUUGCAUAAUGGAGGGCAGUUGGUUGAGAAUCACUACGAAUGGCUCUUUUGGUUACAGACCGCCUUCACAGUCAUUCCUUCUGAGCUCAAACACAGGAAAUUCAAACUGGGGUAAAAUCAUGCAGAAUGCAUCCGUGCUUGUUGACAUUCCACUAAUUGAUCUGGACUUUUAUGGUGACAAAAUUUUGAAGUACAAAGAGGAUCUAAAAACCAUUGGAGUCAUGUUUGAAUAUGGAGAGGCAUGUGAAUUCAUCGGGAAGCAUCUCAUGUCUCUUGCAAAUUCAUCUACCUUGACCAGAAGCAAUGUGAUUUCAAUACUGAAUUUUGUUAAAUUUCUAAGGGAAAGUUUGCUUCCUCUAGAUAAAUUCAUCCACAGUGUUAGAGGAGGAAGGUGGCUGAGAACAUCCCGUGGUGAUAGAUCUCCGGUUGGUUCUGUACUAUACGAUAAGGAGUGGUCAACUGCUGAGCAAAUAAGUGACAUCCCCUUCAUCGAUGCACAAUAUUAUGGAGAAGAACUUCUUUGUUUCAAAACAGAACUUCAGUUGCUGGGCGUCAUAGUUGACUUCAGUGAGAGUUACCACUUGGUUGUUGACUGCCUGAGAUCUCCUUUAACAAGUCUGACAUCUGAAGCUCUUCUCUUAUUACUGAAUUGCAUGCGUCACUCUAGAUUUGCUGAAAAAAUAGUUAAUGCAUGUAGAAGCACAAAAUGCCUGAAGACCAACCUUGGUCAUAAGUCCCCAAGUGAAUGCUUUUGUUUUGAUCCUGAGUGGGGUUGCCUUCUAGAGGUUUUUGGUGGUAUUCCAUUGAUUGAUCAUAAUUUCUAUGGGGACAGAUUAUUCUCCUUCAAAAUGGAGUUAAAGCAACUGGGAGUAAAGGUAGAUUUUGAGGAGGCUAUCAAAGGCUUUGUACUGACUUUUAAGCAGCGAGCAUCAUCGUCUUCGAUUACAGCAAAAAAUGUGUUUUCGUUCUUGUCAUGCUACAGACAGCUUAAGGGAACUUUUAAAUUUCCUUCAGAUCUAAAGAAAUGCAUCCGUGAAGAGAAGUGGUUAAAGACUCGGCUUGGUGAUUUUAGAUCUCCACAAGACUGCAUUCUGUUCGGACCAGAGUGGGAGUCAAUCUCUCCAAUUACUCUCCUUCCCCAUAUUGAUGAUGGUGAAAAUUGUUAUGGGAUGAGCAUCCAUGAAUAUAAAAAAGAACUGAAGAGUAUGGGGGUUGUUGUUGAAUUGAAAGAUGGUUUAAAGUUUGUGGUUGCUAGUCUUCGUUUUCCUCGGAAUCCCAGACUCAUAACUCCUAUGAAUGUGCUUUCACUGCUGGCAUGCAUUCGGCUUUUAUUGCAGGAGGGUUACUCCUUUGGAGAUGAUUUUUUGCAAAAGGCUUCUGUAAAAUGGUUAAAGACCCAAGCUGGUUACAGAGCUCCAGAUAAGUGCUGCUUAUUUGAUUCCAAGUGGGCUUCUUAUUUGAAGCAGACUGACGGUCCGUUCAUAGAUGAAGAAUUUUAUGGCUUUAACAUCCAGUCAUACAAAGAAGAGUUGAGCAUAUUCGGAGUUAUUGUUGAUGCUGAAAAGGGAUGCUCAUUGCUCGCCAGUCACCUAACUUAUCACUCUGACUUUGCUAGCAUCAUUCGAAUAUAUAAUAUCUUGAGCGCAUACGAGUGGAAGUCUGAGGGUGAAGGAUCUGGCAGGAUAUGGGUUCCAUUAGGACGUCACGAUGAACUUGGUAACGGAAAAUGGGCUGAUCCAACAGAGUGUGUUCUGCAUGACAAAGACCAACUCUUUGGUUUGCAGUUGAAUGUUCUAGACAAAUACUAUGAUCCUAAAUUACUCAAUUUCUUUUCCUCUGCAUUUGAUGUUAAAUGCAAUCCUUCCCUUGAUGAUUAUUGCAAGAUUUGGAAGGCUUGGGAAAGCACAAGAAGCAGUUUGACACAUGAUGAGUGUCGUGCGUUCUGGAGAUGCGUUAUGAAGCACAGGAGCACAAAAGUAGAGAAAACUCUGGCCAACGAAUUGGUAAAGUUGCCUGUUGUUUCAUGCUCUGGUGAAGUAUUAUUGUUUGACAAGCGUGAUGUUUUUAUAGCGGAUGACCUUCUUCUGAAGGACCUCUUUGAGGAGUUUUCACCCCGCCCCAUUUUUGUCUGGUACCCUCAGACGAGCAUGCCUUCCUUGCCCCGGAGUAAAUUGCUUGAACUGUACAGGGCAAUUGGCGUCCAAACAAUUUCUGAAUCUGUUCAAAUGGAAGAACUCUCUUUAGAAGAUAGUGUGGGACUUAAGCGGGCAAAUCCAAGUGACAUUUUGAUUGGAAAAGGGCUAGUUAGACUCAUUCUUGGCUUUCUAGCGGAUCCUUCAUUUAACAUGGGAGCAAGGAGGAGACGUGAAGCUGUGCAGUGCCUCCUCAAUCUCACUGUGCUGGAGACUGUCGAACCGAUAAAUGUAAGCUAUAAUUUAUUACUCUCCUCAGGUGAGAUAGUGAACGCAAAAGCUAGCCAAAAGAUACGGUGGGACAAAGAGAGUUCUGUUUUGUUUGCACAGAAGAAUGAUUUUGCCGGUGGACAGAAAAAUCUUAUUGAAUAUGCAACAUAUUUCUCUGAGGUAAUAGCUGAGGGAGUGUUAUGGGAAAUAGAAGAUCACAUAUGUCCACUCUCUGAGCUCAUUAAGUUGGCUUUCCUACUAAAUUUUGAUGAAGCAGCAGUUCAAUAUUUGAUGAAGUCCAAGAAUCUGCAAAUUUUCAUGGAGGAUGAGGAGUUCUUGUCUGCUGCCUUCCAGUCUGGGUGAAUUGGUAAAUGAUCACUACAAAUUAAUGGUAUUUCCGGCGGUUGCGUAGGGGGGAUUUUGUCAAUUGCCUCAUGAAGCUGAUCUUAGCAAAUUUCAGAGGCGGUUGUUAAGGACGUCUCUCCUACUAGCAGCGUGAAGAAAAAGCUAUCUAUAACCGCUUAAUCUUCCUAAAAUUUUUAAUUCAAAACCCGCUAAAAAACCAUGUUGCAUGACUCUAGAUAACUGUUGUUUUUCAUUUGUCUUCAUGAAUAAUGCACUCAUGCUAUUCAUUGAUUUCUUGCAUAUCCAUUUAUGAUUUCUACAACAAUUU
Manihot esculenta (cassava) is the source of this 5689-nucleotide messenger RNA. RefSeq lists its product as uncharacterized. The coding region runs from base 241 to 5379 and encodes 1712 amino acids. The record is from RefSeq and is a predicted model, not a curated record. The transcript is spliced from 4 exons. Lineage: Eukaryota; Viridiplantae; Streptophyta; Magnoliopsida; Malpighiales; Euphorbiaceae.